Messenger RNA from Pestalotiopsis fici W106-1, 1587 nucleotides. RefSeq lists its product as uncharacterized. The transcript has 4 exons. Gene Ontology annotation, molecular function: ammonium channel activity. Gene Ontology annotation, cellular component: plasma membrane. The record is from RefSeq and is a predicted model, not a curated record. Bases 1 to 1587 code for a protein of 528 amino acids. NCBI's taxonomy places the organism in Eukaryota, Fungi, Ascomycota, Sordariomycetes, Amphisphaeriales, Sporocadaceae. Gene Ontology annotation, biological process: ammonium transmembrane transport.
AUGUCAUACUCAUGGGUCGGAGCACCAGCGGUGUUCAAUGGCACCAACGACGAGACUGGUGGUGAUUCUGUCACCGAAAACUUGAACCAAUGGUACCAAUCCGGCGACCAGGCGUUUAUAAUUGUUGCGUCUUGUAUGGUCCUGAUUAUGAUUCCGGGUAUCGCCUUUCUCUACUCUGGACUGUCUCGAAGAAAGUCGGCUUUAUCUCUGAUCUGGGUGUCCAUGAUGUCCUUCAGCGUCAUCGUCUUCCAAUGGUACUUCUGGGGUUACUCUCUGGCAUUCAGCAGCACCGCCACCAACGGCUUCAUUGGUGACUUGCACCACUUUGGAUUGAUGAACACGCUCGCCGUGCCGUCCCCCGGCUCCCCCUUGAUUCCCGAGUUGCUCUACUCGUUCUACCAGAUGCAAUUCUGCGCCGUGACUGCAGCCCUCGUCGUUGGUGCCACUGCCGAGCGAGGCCGAGUCCUGCCAGCCAUGGUCUUUACUUUCUUCUGGGCGACAAUCGUUUACUGUCCGGUAGCAUGCUGGGUGUGGAACGUCAACGGCUGGGCUUACAACUAUGGUGUGCUCGACUACGCUGGUGGCGGUCCCGUCGAGAUUGGCUCGGGUAUGUCUGCUUUGGCCUAUAGUUGGGUACUUGGCCGACGUCACGAGAAGAUGAUGCUCAACUUCCGACCUCACAACGUCUCGCUCAUCACUCUGGGAACGAUCCUCCUCUGGUUCGGAUGGCUCGGGUUCAACGGUGGAUCUGCCUUUGGUGCCAACCUCCGUGCUACCAUGGCCUGCUGGAACUCGUGCCUGACGGCCAUGUUCGCUGCCAUGACUUGGUGUCUGCUCGAUUUCCGCCUUGCUAAGAAGUGGUCCAUGGUCGGUUGGUGCUCCGGUGUCAUUUCUGGUCUUGUCGCUGCUACUCCCGCUUCGGGUUUCAUUCCUCCUUGGGCCUCCAUUGUGCUUGGCGUUGUUACUGGCAUCUGCUGCAACUUUGGCACCAAGAUCAAGUUCCUUGUCAAGAUCGACGACUCUCUCGAUGUGUUUGCUGAGCACGGUAUCGGUGGUAUUGUCGGUCUCAUCUUCAACGCCCUUUUCGGUGCCGACUACAUCAUUGGCCUCGACGGCGUUAACAAUGGUGUCAUUAAUGGUGGCUGGAUCAACCACAACUGGAAGCAACUGUACAUUCAGAUUGCCUACAUUGUCGCCUGCUGCGCCUACACCUUUGUCCUCUCGGCCAUUCUCGCCAAGAUUAUCGACCUGAUUCCCGGUCUGCACCUGCGGGCCAGCGAGGAGGCCGAGCUUCUCGGUAUGGAUGACGACCAGCUUGGCGAGUUUGCCUACGAUUACGUUGAGGUUCGUCGUGACUUCUUGGCCUGGACACCGGCCAAGGAGGAGCCCUCGGGUGAUGGUACCAGGAUCGUGCCGCAGCAUGGAAUUGAGGAGCACCAGAACCUUGCCAACACGAACGGACACGUGCUUGAGUCAGAGAAUGAGAAGUUUGGUGCCUCGGCAAGAGAUCCGGCCAGGGCAAAGGCUGCUGAGCAGGCUGCCGAGAAAGAUGUUGAGAGGACGUCCAGCGCCGAUGGUCGGCAAUGA